CAAGGCUGCCCACCAAUUGCAAACUGGCGCGCCGGGAAGCGGCAUCCGGGGACGCAGCAGUGAAAAGGUCUUCAUCAUGGCAUCCCUGCUCUCCGGCUCGAGCGCUAUGAACGCGGGGGCAGCUGUAAGUGCCACGGACAAGCGCAAGGAGCAAAUGGCAUCACUCACGCCGCGCCGCGUCGCCAUCAAGUUCUCGCCGCCGACACUCAUCCUCGAGUACGCGCCCUCGUAUGGGCGCUACCUCCACUACAAGGUGCGCAUGGGUCAUCUGAGGCCGUCGACGGACCCGUAUGCGGUGGCGAACCGCUUAUAUCGGGACCACCCGCGCUUUUUUGAUCGAGCGAAGGUCGAGUUCGGCCAGACGCUGAAGCUGGUGCGGAAACUCAUCGACAACGCCGGCGCGGCGUCUCCCAUGGCAUCUCCGGUGGCGCCGUCGCCGCCGCCCGCGCGGGCCGCGCCGCCGCCCGCCUCCUACGGCGACGACUUCGAGGACGACUUCGAGCCCGAGACGCCUGUGGUAGCGGCGCCGGCGCCGGCCGCCGCGCGGGAGGAGGUCGACCUGAACAAGGUCUCGGAGUUCCGACUGAAAGCCGCGAAGCUCGAGAUGGAUGUUGGAUUUUCGCAAUCCCUAAAACGGCCGGGCGACGCGGGCUACGAGUACGACAAGCAAGUCGACUUCGAGCCGGCAGGCGAUAGCGACGGGAGCUGGGACGACUAA
Messenger RNA from Pelagomonas calceolata, 718 nucleotides. The record is from the annotation of a GenBank genome assembly. NCBI's taxonomy places the organism in Eukaryota, Pelagophyceae, Pelagomonadales, Pelagomonadaceae.